ACCGAUUUCCUUACACUACUCGCAUCAAACCAAGAACACCUCUAAUCUGCUUCUUUCCUCUUCUAUCUAAAAUACAGAAGAAACAUAUAUGGAGGGGCUUAAGGUUUCAAGGCGCUUAAUGGCUGCUGUGUUAAGCAUGAUCUUGGCGACGUCAAUGAUGCCGGCCGAUGGGCAAGUCGUCUCGCCCUGCACAAAUGCAAUGGUCAGUAGCUUCACUCCAUGCUUUAACUACAUUACAGGGAGCAGUGCUAAUGGAUCUUCACCAACUGCUGACUGUUGUGGAUCGCUUCGCUCGCUCAUGAGCACUAGCAUGGAUUGCGCUUGCCUUAUAUUGACUGGGAAUGUGCCGUUCCAGAUACCAUUCACCCGUAAUCUGGCCAUGUCACUCCCUAAGGCUUGCAAGAUGAGUGGUGUUUCCGUCCAAUGCAAAUCAUCUGCCUCUCCUCUUCCAGCUCCAGGUCCUGCAACACUUGGGAUACCUCCUCCAAGACAAGCUCCUCCUUCUCCUAGCCCCAGAGCUUCCUUGAUCCCUGCAUUGUCGUCACCACCACCGGCUUUGCCUCCGGAAAUCGAUAUAACUGUGGCAUCAGAGCCGGCAUUGCCACCAGUGGAUACAGCAACUCCGACACUAAUUCCAGGGAGCCGGCCGGUUCUAACCCCAUCAGCUGCUAAACCCGCUUACAUUUUCUCACCAUCUCUGUUUCUUUUUGUUUUGGGAGUCAUGGUUUUGAAUUAUCAUUAAUUAAUUUGUUACCUUAUUGGAGCUUUCAUUGAAUUAUCUUUAAAAUGUGAUGCUCUACAAUCUAC
Molecule: messenger RNA, 807 nt
Organism: Nelumbo nucifera (sacred lotus)
Lineage: Eukaryota; Viridiplantae; Streptophyta; Magnoliopsida; Proteales; Nelumbonaceae
Product: non-specific lipid transfer protein GPI-anchored 20
Source: RefSeq, a predicted model, not a curated record